Molecule: messenger RNA, 525 nt
Organism: Neltuma alba
Lineage: Eukaryota; Viridiplantae; Streptophyta; Magnoliopsida; Fabales; Fabaceae
Exons: 1
Coding region: 1-525 (174 amino acids)
Molecular function (GO): nucleic acid binding
Source: RefSeq, a predicted model, not a curated record
AUGGUUAAACCAUCAAGAAGGGACUGGAGCAUUAAAUUGGAAGAAGCUCUAUGGGCCUACAGGACUGCAUACAAGACACCUAUAGGAAUGUCACCCUAUAGGGUAGUUUAUGGAAAAGCUUGCCAUCUCUUAGUUGAACUAGAGCACAAGGCCUAUUGGGCAAUUAAAGCAUGUAAUUUGGAUUUUGAAGUUGCUAUAAUGGAGAGGAAAUUGCAACUGCAAGAGCUAGAAGAAAUUCGAAUAGAGGCAUAUGAGAGCUCUAGAACCUACAAGGAGAAGAGUACAAUCAUUCAUGACAUGGGAAUUCUGAGAAAACAAUUUCAUGUGGGUGAUAAGGUUCUGUUAUUCAAGGCUAUGUUCAAGUUUAAACAUGGAAAAUUGAAAACCAAGUGGGAUGGGCCUUAUCUAGUCACCAAAGUAUACCCCUUUGGAAUGGUUGAAUUAACAGAUGAAAAAAGUGGCCAAAGUCUGAAAGUUAAUGGUCACUUAUUCAAGUUGUAUCAUGAGCACUUCCAUCCCCCAUGA